Columba livia (rock pigeon) is the source of this 3771-nucleotide messenger RNA. Its product is annotated as caspase recruitment domain-containing protein 8. Lineage: Eukaryota; Metazoa; Chordata; Aves; Columbiformes; Columbidae. Gene Ontology annotation, molecular function: protein binding. Bases 478 to 2097 code for a protein of 539 amino acids. Gene Ontology annotation, biological process: regulation of apoptotic process. The record is from RefSeq and is a predicted model, not a curated record. The transcript has 11 exons. Gene Ontology annotation, cellular component: canonical inflammasome complex.
AGGGCUGGCAGGAAAGUGGGGCAGGGGUGUGCUGGGGAGAAGGGGAAGGGCAGGUGCUGCGGUGACCAGUGAACCAGCGGGGGACCCUGUGCCAACCCCAGACCUGCUUGCCAGCCUGGAUCCAAGACUCUGCUGCCCUGGUCCCUUGGCAAAAAGCUCUGCCCUUGGCUGCACAGCCCUGCACAGCCUUCCCCGGGCAAGGAAAGGCUGGAGCAUGAGCCUGGUGGGGGAGAAGGGGAGAGAGAAGACAACAAGGGACAGAGGUUGUGUGGAUGCAGCAGCCCAGGGCAGAGAGCCCGGUGCAGGCAGGGAAAGAGACCGAGCAGGCAGGGGCUGUGGGCAGGAGGAGAAGCGCUCAGCUGAGGCGGGAAGGAGCUUUGGCAGCGGCUCAGCCCUGACAUCACCCGGUGCUUUCGAUUUCUGGGGAAGUGACGGAGCCGGAGCCUCGGAUCCUGUGCAGCAGCUGGAAGAGGCGCCAUGGCGGAGCAGCAGCCCACGGCCGACAGCCCUGCAGAGUUCCGCAUCUUCGUGAAGACUUUGUCUGGCCAAAAUCUUGCAGUGCAAGUGUCUCUAGAUGACACCGUGCAGGACCUUCAGGUCAAGCUGAGUGCACAGGACUCCUCCCUGGGCCCUGAAACAGCACGUGUGAUCUACAAUCAACAAUGUAUGAAUCGGGACCUGACUCUGCGAUACUAUGAAAUCAAACCUGACUGCACGGUGUUCUGUCUAAGAAGAUUGCGAGGUGGUGGUAGUCCAGCUGUCGAAAGUCAGCUUCCAGGUAAGGCCAUGCCCUGGUACAAAGAUCAUGGACCUAUACAUCUGCAAGGGAUGGACAUCAAGCCACGGCAUUUUGACCUACGGAAGCUGGUGGCAGACCCUCAUGAAUCUCUGCCAGCCAAGGGCUCGGGGAGCGCAGAGGCGAGCUUUCCGUCGAUGAACCUGGGCUCAUCACCGCAGGGAACGUGCAGGAGCUGCACAGGGGAGGUACUUCCAGAAGUGACACCAAAGAUAACCCGAGGCUCUGGGAAGACCAUGUACCAAGCACACCUCCCUGGUGAAGGCAUCUUCCGGUGCUCCAUCACCGGCCUCAGCUUCGAGGUGAAGUCAGCAGUGACCGUCACCUACAGAUACGCCACCUGGACCCAGCACCUCAGCAGGGAUGACCAGGAAACGUGGGUGCCCGCCGGACCCCUGUUCCACAUCGUGGUGCAGCCCGGCAUCGUGCGGGCGGUGCAUCUCCCCCAUUUCAUCUGCCUGGCAGAAGACAUAGAUACCAACCUGUGCUUCAUUGCCCAUUUUGAAUCUGGGAAGAUGACCCUGCAGAGACCAACAAGACUGAUUGCCUUCUCUGCUGUCCUGGAGAAUCCCAGCUUCUCACUGCUCGGGGUGCUUUGGAGGAGGUUACGUUCAACCCUAAAUUCAUUCCCUAUGCACUCCUUGGUGCUGAUCUUCCACCAGCUCAGUGCUGCAGACACAACUCUUCACCUCUACCUCAUCCCAGAUGACAACUCUGUGAAGCAGGCUGUUGAGAAACAAGAAAGGAACUGGAAUUCAAAACUUAUUCCCAAGCCUCCUCCAUUUAAUCCUCUGUUCUUCGGUUGCUCUUAUCGGGUGACCAGUACAAGAUUCGUAGAGAUAACACCUGAUACAGAAUUGCCAUUUUGCUACAAGAGUCCAAAAGAACAGCAACUCUUUGUCGAGAUCUACAUCAGGAACAUGGUUGAGGAAAUGAGUUUCCUUAUGACAGACACACGCAGUGGCACCGAGGUCUGGAGGGCAUCACUGAGAUCAGGUGACAUUAAUCUUCUUGACCAUGCCUCCAAGACCAUCUCAGGUGCAGCCUUUGUGAAGAAGCACCAGGCUGAGCUUUGCUCCAGGAUGAGGCAGCUCCCCACCAUUCUGCAACACUUACGGGAUGCAAAUGUCAUCAACAGUGAUGAAGAAGAGGAGUUGCAAGGACAAGAUACAAAUAAGAGGAAGAACCGAGUUUUGCUGGACCUCGUUAAGAAGAAAGGGCUGAAGGCCCAGGAGCAGCUCUACCAGAUCCUCCAGAUAAAAGACCCCUACCUCAUCGCAGACCUGGAGAAGUCCACCUAGGCCAAGGACAGCAGGCUGCUUUUGCUGCCAUUCUUCAGCUUAGAGGAGCAAUGGAAGGGCAGUCAGGUUUACCAGCACCUGAAUCCUGAUCUUUCAAGGGAAAAUCCAUGGUGCAAAGCAACAAGAAGCCUUCUGAACCACCCGGUUGCCAGCGGUGGACAACUAGUGCCACACCAACCACUGGUGAGAAGCUGCUGGAAUAAGAGACCUUGGUUCCUAAGCCAGUGCCAAUACCUCAGACCUGUGUGCCCCCUGAGACAGGGCUCGGCCUCUCCAGAAGCUGCAGGCAGCUGCCAGCACAGGAGUUUCCAUCACAACGGCGACCUCCAGCUCAGCCUCCCCAUCCUCAGCGUCCAGGGACAUCUCCGGCAGCUGGAAGAGGGGAGCUGCAUUUCCAUGCACAGCUGUCUGCACCGCCUUGUUCUCAUGCGCAAGACACAGCAAGCCACGGGUGUUGAUGUGAACCCCUAUCAACAUCAAACCUUGCACUCAUUUCCCUCCAGCCUACUUUACCCAAAUGACCCAAAUUCACUGAAGGGCCAAACAAGCAGCCUGACCCCUGCAGCAGCCAGGAGAAGGAGCACCUCCCAAAGAAACCCCAGAAAAUAGCAAAGAGAACAAAAGUCUGUGGCUCUUCAGGGAAAGUCUGACUCAAUAGCAGCUGCUCUACAUUCAAAGCAAGCCAACAGGUUAAUUUUAAAUCACUUUCUUCUCAUCUAUAAGAUCAGUUGCUUUCAGGAUCAUGUGGAUGCCUUCACCGAUCACAUCCUGCUGCUGCUGAAUGGGCCAGCCAGGGCAGGAGCAGUCUGCUCUGGUGUCCAGGAUCUCAGCAGAGAUUUUUUGGGUCAAACUCAGGUGAAAUUCAGUUGCCGAAGCAGAGACAACAACUUCUGGAUGCUCAAAGUAACUUGCAGGGAGUCUUCUGUGAAAUGGCCCCCACGACAUGCUCUGUGACUUUGUGGGGUGGAAGGGACACUGAACUAUUGGUCUAUAUUUGUUCCUUCUUUUGCACACCUGGAGAGCACAUCGCUGCAGAAACAUGACAUAAGAGCGUGUCUCUGCCCUGUUAAGGGUCAGGGAUGAGUUCAAUUACUACACAACCAACUCAAACUCAAGGGGAUCAGAUCCCAAAACUCUAGAGUAAUAAUUCAAAUUGCACAUCUUCCCAUUCUGUGUCACAGUGAGGACUCUCAGGGGCACCCAGAUGAUCGCUUACCAGGUAGCUGAGGUGUAUCAGUCCCCGGGGAACAUUCCUUAGACAGCUAGUCCAAGGAGGAGAGUCUUGAACUGCAUACCCACUGCUCCCAGCACAGCAACUCAAAGGGGGUUCAGUAGCUCCAUUUACACCCUGGUGGAAUCUGAGCUGUGGCCACUUAUGGGAGUUGUCCAGAAGCGUCUCUCAACCAAGGUGCCUCAUUGGUCAAAGGCCUUGUCUGUCGACCAAGGGACGUGUGCAUGACCAUAAGGGUCCAUCAACCUGGAGGUUUCCGUUGCUCUCGGGUGGGGUGGGAACGCAUCUGCCAGGGAACCAGGAGAACAAAGUGGGGGCGGGCAGGAAGGUGAAGAACAGGGGCCACUCAGGUAGAAACCGGGUCCGGUCUGGCUGAGCCCUGUGCCUGGUUACCACAGUCUGUCCUAUAUUUAUAUUUCUCAUUAAAUGUUUUCUUAACUAUU